AUGGAUCAAACGAUAAAAAACGGGUAUGGAGGAAAUAUGGUUCAAUCUAGACAUGCACAUAAGAGAUCCUCUUCUCAAUGGGUACCCCAAUCUGGAGCAUUAUAUAAUCCAAUCGAAAUACUCAAAGGCAGAAAAACACGAAUAAAAGGCUCUCGGAUGAUCCAGCCUAAUCAUUUACAAAGUGUAGCACGAUAUAAUAUGCCAAAUUAUAGACAGUUUCCUAAUAAUUCUAUAACCACAACGAAAUAUAGUUUGUUGACAUUUUUUCCACUUAAUAUUUAUCAUCAACUACGAAAUAAGUAUGCUAAUUUAUAUUUUUUAUUAAUAGCAGUUUUAAAUUUUUUUCCGGCUUUUGCUGCUUAUUCUAAAUGGUUAGCUCUUAUACCACCAUGUAUUGUAUUAGGAACAACUAUGGCCAAAGAUGCUUACGAAGACUUUCGUAGGUGGAGGUUCGAUAAUGAGAUAAAUAGUAGAAAUAUUCAUGUUUGGGACAAAGAUAGAGGGAUGUUCCGGAAAACUUUCUGGAAAUUUGUUCUUGUCGGUGACUUUGUGCAUGUUUCUAAUGAUGAAGACAUACCAGCUGACAUUCUUUUUCUCCGAUCAUCAAACCCCGAUGGUAGCUGUUAUAUUGAAACAAGUAACCUGGAUGGAGAGACAUCAUUGAAGCAGAGAAAUGUUCCAAGAAAAUAUUUAGAUUUCUCAAAGGAAGAUUCCAACUUCACUCCCACAAAUUUCACCGGGACCGCUUUUUGUGAGAAGCCUGAUAAAGCCAUUUAUCAAGUUAAUGCCAAAUUAGAAACAGCGCCGGGCGUUUUUCAUCCAAUCAUGGGAGAGAACAUGCUCCUGAGGGGAUCUAAACUGAAAAACACUACAUUUGUAGAAGGAAUAGUGCUGUAUGCAGGACAUGAUACUAAGGUUAUGCUCAACAAUGGACGUGCUCCUUAUAAGCAAUCGUACAUCGAGGUUUUAACGAAUAAAUUUAUUAUAAUAUGUGUUGUUCUGUUGAUACUCAUGGUGGUUUCUGGGUCCUUAUUGAACGGGUUUUUUGUUGGGCGACAUGAUUCUCAGGAUUCCUCAUUUGUACCUUGGAAUAUCAAAAGUCCGGUGACAGAAGGCUUCCUUAGUGUUGGAUCUUUCAUUAUCUGUUAUCAGGUCCUUGUACCCAUAUCAUUGUACAUCACAGUAGAAAUCAUCAAGAUAGGACAGGUUUUUUUUAUUUCUCAGGAUUUAGAUUUGUACGAUGAAGAGGCUGAUUAUCCAAUCAAUUGUCGAUCUCUUAAUAUUCCGGAAGAGCUAGGACAGAUAACACAUGUACUAUCCGACAAAACGGGAACUUUAACAGAAAAUAAAAUGAUUUUCCGAAACUGCUCUUUUGAUGAAGUCGACAACGGUGGAGAAUAUGAUCCGGAAAAAAUCGACAAAGACAAUCCUGUCGUUUCGCUAUCAUUAGCAGCUCGUGUGAAAGACAAUUGGCGCAUGGAUAAAAGAAUGAGACACUUUUUUUUAAACAUUGUUGUCAACAACUCCGUAAUCGUUAAUAAAGUUCCCAGAGCGGAUGCCAUCGAGGUCGGUACAUAUGAUAACCAGCGGGGAAUCUAUUCCAUAGGAAACGCAUUGUUCUAUCAUAUGACCCUAGAGGAUUACACUCGUCGUCUAGAAGAGCUGAAGCUCAGUCCCGAAGAGAUUUUAGCAAAAACAGCUGAACCAGAAAUUUCAGACUCUGCUAACUCACUACCGAAUAUCCCUGAGGAGAAUGAAUACUCACCUUCAGUUUCUAAAAGUACCCGAAGAUCUCCGAUGGGAGAUGAAGGGUCUGUGAUUUCUAGAGUGUCUUCCAUAUCCAAAAACGUCGCUACAGGUUUUAAAAAACUGGUCAGCCCAAUCAACGCUUUAAGAGCGACGAAUGUUGAGUUGAAGCGAAGAUAUACGUUUGGGGCAAGCCAGCCUUUCUGUCCGUACGAGGCAGAAAGUCCAGACGAACUCGCAUUGAUACAAGGUGUCAGUUUGUAUGGCUGGAACCUGGAGGAUAGGUGUGGAACUCAUAGUAUUAUAACAACCCCCGAUGGAGCUGCGUUGAAAGUACCAAUUCUUUUAACUCUACCGUUUGAUUCUCAUCGUAAACGAAUGUCUGUGAUAGUUGAAGAGAAUGGUGGAAUCAUAAUGUAUACCAAAGGAGCUGACUCCGCAAUCAUGGACAGAUUGAAAGGAGGUGGCGAGCAUAAAGAUUUGAUGACAGAACGUGUUCAUGAGUAUUCUUGUAAAGGAUUACGCACACUCUGUUUCACAAUGAAAGAGCUUAACAAAGACGAGUUCAAGCUGUUUCAAGAAAGCUAUCAGUUCAUUUUGCAAGUUUCCACAGGUGAUAGAGAGACAAUGCUUUCUGAAAAAGCUGAUGAAAUCGAAAAAGAUUUCACUCUCCUCGGAGUGACUGGUAUCGAAGAUAGGCUUCAGGACGGAGUGAAAGAUACUGUUCAGUCUCUGAGAGGUGCUGGGAUCCAGGUUUGGGUUCUGACAGGAGACAAGUUAGAAACUGCUGUGAACAUUGCUCGGUCCAGUGGGCUCUUCGGCGAUGAUAACCAUCUUCAUUACUUUGAAAGCCCAGAAGUCCUAGAGAAACUGGACAGUGAAAAUCCGAUAAAUGCAAAAGACAAUGUAAUUAUCUCUCCAAGCAUGGUUAAGCUUUUACGGGAGAAGAAUGAAAGAAUGAUCAGAAUACUGACCUUAGCUCAAUCUGUUUUGUGCUACAGGAUGACACCUUCAGAAAAAGCAGAAGUCGUUAAAGUUGUCAAGCAAACUCUUAAGAAAGGGAGGGUUCUAGCAAUUGGUGAUGGAGCUAACGAUGUGCCGAUGAUCCAGGCAGCUCAUGUUGGGAUUGGAGUCAAAGGAAAAGAAGGAAUGCAGGCUGUCAUGGCCUGUGAUUUUGCUAUAUCAAGAUUUCGAUUUCUGAAGAAGCUACUUCUAGUUCAUGGACAUUGGAGUUAUGAUAGAUUAUCUCUUUCUUUUUUAUAUUUUCUGUACAAGAACACGAACAGUGUCUUUGUUUUAUUUUUCUAUCAGUUUUUCGAUGGCUUUUCUGGAUCAUAUUCUAUCGACCCAACCUAUUCCAUUCUUUAUCCUAUAAUCUUCACAGCAGUUCAACCAAUAGUUGUGGGGGUACUAGAUCAAGAUCAGUCAAAAGAGAAGUUAAUGAAGGAUCCAAGUUUGUAUGAACAAGGAAGAGAAGGAAAACUAUAUACUUACACAACUUUCUUCCUCAAUGUAAUUGAUGGAAUAUAUCAGGCAGCAGUUAUUUAUUUUUUAGCACAUUUAACAUUAAUUGGCUCAGACACGGGUUUGUGGACAUUUGGAUUCUAUCUUUGCACGGGUAUGAUGCUUGUAAAUUGUCUUCAUUUAGCUGUUGAAGUUCGUAACUGGAACAAUGUCUUCUUGAUCGUUUUUGUUUUUUUCUUUGUUAUACAUUUCGGUUACUUCUUGAUAUUUGGAAUCGUCGCUGGUCCAGGUCUUGUUUCCAACCCUCCAAUCAGAGUAGCCUAUGAUGCUAUGCGUGAACCUCAGUUCUGGGUAUGCCAACUACUCAUUGUAGUUGCGUCUCUCUUGCCAAGGGUUAUUUUCCGGGUUGCGUCUAACUCCCGAAUUUGGUGA
Auanema sp. JU1783 is the source of this 3642-nucleotide messenger RNA. NCBI's taxonomy places the organism in Eukaryota, Metazoa, Nematoda, Chromadorea, Rhabditida, Rhabditidae. The record is from the annotation of a GenBank genome assembly.